Messenger RNA from Haliotis rufescens (red abalone), 4222 nucleotides. RefSeq names its product sperm-associated antigen 1-like. The record is from RefSeq and is a predicted model, not a curated record. The transcript has 23 exons. Gene Ontology annotation, cellular component: cytosol; mitochondrion. NCBI's taxonomy places the organism in Eukaryota, Metazoa, Mollusca, Gastropoda, Lepetellida, Haliotidae. Gene Ontology annotation, molecular function: heat shock protein binding. Bases 157 to 3498 code for a protein of 1113 amino acids.
UACCCAACGAUAUCAGAAGACGGAAAGCUUCUCCAAACCAGGGUAACGAAGAUAAACGUGCUUGGACUUAGCCCACCUGUUGCUUUUGUGUUAAUCAAAACAGCAAACCUUUCUGGAUUCUAAAAGAUUUGCAGCCAGUUCUAAAAGAAAUCAGUUAUGGGGGAAGCAGUAUACAUGACAGAGAACACCAAGAAGUACGACAUCCCACUGUCUCACUUGGACCACAGCUAUGUGAAGGCUUGCAGCGAUGUCAAGGAACUGGAGAAAAUAUUAAGAGUCUUGAAGUCAGGAGAGGAAGGUUAUUUUCCUGAACUGGAAAGGCUGGCUGAAAACAAGCUCACAGAAUUGGCUCCAAACAGCCGAGCUUUGCGGAAAGAGCUUCCUCUAUCUCGACUGUCUGACCUUGACCCUGGGGAUAAACAGGAUCUUGUUGAUGGCAUCAAGCACUGGAACAAGGAAAUGAAAAACAAAGAAGACAUGAUGACCUCUGGGCCAGGGGUCAUAUCAGGUGACCUUGACCUUCCUCCCAUCAGGUCAGGGGUUAUAGGAACAUCCAAUCCAGAGCAGAAUGGAACGAAGCAGCAGACAUCAAACAAGAGGGUAAAGCCAAGAGAUCACAAGGAAUGGGAAAAGGUCGACCUAGAUAAGGAGUUGGAGAAAGUGGACAAUGAGGACAAGAAUACGAAACAGAAACAGAACACUGCGAAGAGAGGAACACCUGCUAAUCUGGACACUGAGAUCAACGCUAAAGGCCUGUCUACGGAGGAGAAGCUGAUGAAGGCCAACAGGGAGAAGGACAAAGGAAAUGAAGCGUUCCGGUCCGGUGACUACGAGGAGUCUGUGUUGUACUACUCAAGGAGCAUCUCCCUGCUGCCGACUACAGCCUCCUACAACAACAGAGCUCUAGCAUACCUGAAGACAUGUGACUGGGACCAGUGUUUGGCUGAUCUUGGCGAGGUGCUGAAUGCAGAGCCAAAUAACAUCAAAGGUUUACUCAGGCGAGGCACAGCUCUCAAGGGAAAGAAAGAAUUUGGCAAAGCUGUAAAAGAUUUCAAGAGAGUUUUGGAGUUGGAACCAGCCAAUAAAAAAGCUCAGGAUUUAAUGCGUGAAGCUGAUGUAGACCUAAAGAAGUUUGAGCAGGAGAAGAAGGAGAAGAAGGCGAAAGGCCGUCGGUUGUUGAUUGAGGAUGUGGAUGGCAGUGAGUCGGAGGAUGAGGCGUCCAGUAAGACCAACGGAGAGAUGGAGAGUCAACAGGCUUGUGGAAAGGAGGAUAUUGUUGAAAACGGUUUUGAGGACGAAAACCAACAUAAGAGUUGUGGAAAGUCGGGGACAAAAGAUCCACACAGCAGCACUGCAUCUGGUAACGUGAAAAGUGGUGAUGCUAAAGAUAUAUGGAACAGUGAUGAAGUAGGGGAGAAAGAUGAAAACAGUGUGGCAGCAACAUCAGCAACUUGUGAUAAGGAUGUGAGAGGUGUGUCACGUGUGUCGAGCAGCAGUGAUGCAGGUGCCGUGUCGAGCAGCAGUGAUGCAGGUGCCGUGUCGAGCAGCACUGAUGCAGGUGCCAUGUCGAGCAGCAGUGAUGCAGGUGCCAUGUCGAGCAGCAGUGAUGCAGGUGCAAUAGACGAGACGGUGGAAUCUGAGAAGGGUGUGAAAGUUGAUGACCAUAAUGGAAGUGUAACCGAUGGACACGGCAGGGAUGCAGCUGGGGAUGAAGAAGCUGAAGACGAGACUGAGAAUCAAGCUCAAGUGAGUGUGGCUCAAUCUCGACCAGUCUUCUAUGUGUCUCCUCUCCCGGCUGAUGUGGCUAAACUACGACAGCAGGGCAACGAUCUGUUCCGCACAGGGCAGUACGCUGAGGCUUUAGUUUGUUACGAGAAUGCCAUCAACAAGCUGGAUGAAGUGCCGGAAGGGAACGAGUACAGCCUCUCCCUGCUGUACAGCAACCAGGCAGCCUGCAAGCUGAAGACGGGAGACUGCUCCUCCGCCAUAGCCGACUGUACCAUGGCCCUAGACUAUGUCCCACAUUCCAUUAAACCCCUGCUUCGGAGGGCCAGUGCUUUUGAAACAAAGGAGAGAUAUCGCCGGGCGUACGCCGACUACAAGCACGUCCUCAGCAUAGACUCAAGCGUUGAACAAGCUCAUCAAGGUGCCUCAAGAUGCCAGAAGCACCUGACAGACCAAGACGGUUCACGAUGGAGAGACAAGCUUCCGGCUAUAGUCAACGUGUUCCCAUGGGAGAUUCCAGAAAUUGUGGAUUCCACUUCUCCUCCUAAACCCCCCUCGCAGCCAGCCAGUGCUACCCAGGGUGCAUCAUUCACUGCGCCUCCAUCAGCACCCGUGAAGACGCCAGUGCAAGAGAAAGUUCCAAUCAAAGAGAAGGUUCCAGUGCAGAAGGUUCCAGAGAUUAAAACACCCAUUGCUCCUGAAUCCCCUGAAGAGAAGUUUGACAAACUCAAAUCAAGUGGCAAUAAACAUGUCCAAAAGGGAGAGUUCCAGCAGGCUGUGGAGUGUUACACUGGCUGUAUCAAGACUCUGCCAGACAGGGGGGUCAGCUACACCAACAGGGCACUGUGCUUCCUCAAGCUCAACAAGCCCCAGGAUGCUGUCGAUGAUUGCAACGAGGCCUUGAAACAUGAAAAGGAAAACACCAAAGCCUUGUACAGGAGAGCACAGGCCAGGAAGAUGCUAGAGGAGUACAAGUACAGCCUGGCAGAUCUGCUACAGCUGCUGAAGAUAGAGCCCACCAACACAGCUGCCAAGAAAGAAAUAGAGCUCAUUAAAAAGUUGUAUAGAAAGGAAUUUGAGAAAACUGUACAAGACAAAAAACAAAAGACGUCAAAUGAGGCACCACCAAAACAGAGACGGAAGAUGAAGAUUGAGGAAGUAGAUGAUGAUGAUGAGGAGGAGGAGGAACCAAAGCCUCAGUCAGAGAACACCAAACCUUCCCACACUGAUGCAGCAGGACCACCUACGACAAACUCCACCAGCUCGUCAACAUCACCCCAGUCUACGUCCAAGUCCAACAAGUCAAGAAAGUCCAAGUCCAAGUCCAAUAGGAAGGCCAUGGAGACGGCGGGUGCUUCAAGCGUCACCGUGUCCCCGCCGAGUGUCCCCAGGUUAGAGAAGGCCACACCGUAUGAGUUCCUACAGGCCUGGAACUCACUCAAGACUGCAACCAGUGUGGAACCCUUUGCUGAGCUCAUGCAACAAAUACAGCCCAAGGAUUUAAAGAGAUUGAUCAGCAACAAGCUGGAUGGGCAGAUGCUGCACAAGAUUAUCAGUUGUGUCAAGCUAAUGGUUGGCAAAGGUGACGUGGAGCGGGGCUACAGUGUACUACAUCACUUGCGUACAGUGGACAGAUUCAGCACCGUGCAGAUGUUCAUGUCAGCAGAUGAGAAGAAAGACAUUGGUCAUGUGUGUGAUGUCAUAUCAAGGCACAGGUCGUCAACUUACUCCGAACAAGAUCUUACCAAGCUGAGGAAGGACUACGGGUCAUGAGAUGUGCCAAAAGAAGGAUCGUAUUUUCAUUACUCUCACCACCUUGUCAUGGCCAACCCUAGUGACAGUCGUGGAGGACUGUGAGAUUACAGGGGGUGUCGUUCAACAGCAUUCACUCAGGUGCAGGUGCACUCAUUCAUUGUUUAUCAUCAGCAGUUAAUAAUGUUCCAUUGGAAAUGUUUCCCAAUGUUCGCUGCAGGAUUUGAAGCUGCUAAAUCUCCGGUUGGAAUAAGAUCAUGAAAUACUUUGGGGAAACUGUAUACCUAUCCAGGGAUAGACAUGAGCAUCAAGUCUUGUUAGUUCUAGACUAGUGAAAAUUUAGAGGGACUAGUUUUUUCAUCCUAAGUAAUAAAACUCUAGUCGAAUUAAGCUGAUGACCCCCUGCUCUGUCUUCUUGAAAUAUGCAUACUGUAUUCACUGACAGCAAACUUUGAAUACAGAAGCCAGAUAAGAAUUGCAAAUGGCUGCCACUUUUUGGUUUUGGUUUUGACUCUGGAAUCCUUAUUUAUGUUCUCUGUUAAUGAAAAGAGUGUGUGUAUUUGGUGAUUUGUGUAAAGUGAUCAUAACUUAGCAGUUUUGUAGAUAUUUGUUUUUUAAUCAUGAUGGGGGCAUGAGUGGCCCAGUCAUCUAAGGCGCCGCGAUUCGCUGUGCAGGGUUGCGUCCCUUGGGCAUGCCAGAAACCUAUGAUUGUGGGUUUGAAACCCAGUUUGCCACAAUUAGGUUU